This is a messenger RNA of Rhagoletis zephyria (snowberry fruit fly), 636 nucleotides long. Lineage: Eukaryota; Metazoa; Arthropoda; Insecta; Diptera; Tephritidae. The record is from RefSeq and is a predicted model, not a curated record.
AUGGCCCUCUUCAACCUGGCCGUCUUCGUGAAGGUCCUGCUGGGCAACAACUUUGGUCGGCGGAUGUUGGAGCUCGACUGGAAGGACCGGACCGACCGGAGUGAGCAUGCGCUCUCCGCUCGCCGCUGGGCGUGGCUGUACAUGCUCAGCAAGUACGUGGACAUGCUCGAUACGGUGUUCUUUGUGCUGCGAAAGAAGGAGAGUCAGAUUACGGGUCUUCACGUGUACCACCACUCGACAGUGCCCACCUUUGGCUGGAUCUACUUUCGCUCCAACGUCUUCCACGUCACCGCCUACGCCUUCUGCCUGCUCAACACGCCCGUCCACACUAUCAUGUACGCCUACUACGGCCUGGCCGCCCUCGGCCCCCAAAUGCAGCCCUUCCUCUGGUGGAAGCGGUACAUCACCCAGCUGCAGAUUGUCCAGUUCGUGCUCCUCUUCGCCCACGGCCUCUACUUCUGCCUCUUCCAGACCGGCUACCACUGGUUCUUCAGCGUGGACAUCCUCUGGCAGACCGGCCUCUACCUCUACCUCUUCACCGCCUUCUACCUGCGCACGUACAAGGUCGGCGAGCUGAAGAGAAGGCUCAGUUUGGUGGUCCAGCAACAGAAUGGAAAUGGAAAGAAGGUCGAGUAG